Messenger RNA from Paramecium tetraurelia, 504 nucleotides. RefSeq lists its product as uncharacterized. The transcript is spliced from 2 exons. The record is from RefSeq and is a predicted model, not a curated record. NCBI's taxonomy places the organism in Eukaryota, Ciliophora, Oligohymenophorea, Peniculida, Parameciidae.
AUGGCGAGCGUAACACAUUCAAUAGAAAACUCUCCAACAUCCACCAUGUCUUAGGCUCCUAAAAUUAAAUAGGAAUCUAUUAGUAUUGGCAUGAGCUGGAAAGCCAUACUUAGAAAAAAAAAUUAGACUAAACGCCCCAAUCAAAAACUAACUCCAAGGCUAUCAGAAUCGAUUAAAUCAAAGAAUAUACCCAAGAAUGUAGCCAAAGCCAUCAUACAAUAAAUCCUUAAUAACAAUGUAUAGGAGUAGAUAGAAGAAGAGGAGGAGUUCUUGAAAUUCAUCAAUAAACACAGAAAAAUUUAGAAUCUAGCUUAUCUGAUGAAAAUAACAAGACCCCAUAAAUUAGAAAAACUAAACAAAUUACAUAAAUAGUUUAGAUAGAUUUGUUGGAAUUUUCUGAAAAAGUAAUAUGUGCCAUAUAUAUUCAAUUCUAGAAUUAAAAAUCCAGAAGGCCAUUUACAAUACAGGAAUCAAUUAAUGAAAGUGUUUGCUUAAAAAUAAUGA